This is a messenger RNA of Mus caroli (Ryukyu mouse), 1096 nucleotides long. Its product is annotated as olfactory receptor 52K1-like. The record is from RefSeq and is a predicted model, not a curated record. Gene Ontology annotation, cellular component: plasma membrane. Gene Ontology annotation, biological process: G protein-coupled receptor signaling pathway. Lineage: Eukaryota; Metazoa; Chordata; Mammalia; Rodentia; Muridae. Gene Ontology annotation, molecular function: G protein-coupled receptor activity; olfactory receptor activity.
UUGCAACAUCUCGAGGUUUUUUUGUUUUUUGUGGUUUUUUUGUUUGUUUGUUUUUACAUCCCUAGUUUUAAUAUGGCAGGCAAUGCUACACAUCAUAUUGNAUCUUUCUUCCUGGUUGGUAUUCCUGGGUUGGAAAACUUUCACUGCUGGAUUGGCAUCCCUGUCUGUCUUCUCUUUGCACUGACCCUGCUGGGGAACAGCAUAAUCCUUACUACUGUCAAGCUGGAGCCAAGUCUCUACCAGCCUAUGUAUUUCUUCCUUUGCAUGCUGGCAAUGAAUGACAUGUGUCUUACCUGUUCUACAACUCUGAAGAUGCUUGGCAUCUUCUGGUUUGAUGAACAUUGGAUCAACUUUGAUGCCUGUCUAACACAAAUGUUUUUUAUACAUACACUGUGCAUCAUGGAGUCAGCCAUCCUAGUAGCCAUGGCAUUUGAUCGCUUUGUGGCCAUUUGCAUCCCACUGNACUAUACAUCAAUCCUGACNACNCCNAUGGUGAUUAAAAUAGGUCUAGUUGGCCUAAGCCGAGCUAUACUUAUGAUUAUGCCAUGUCCGCUUCUCAUUAAAAGGCUGUUGUACUACACCAAAUAUGUCAUCCAUCAUGCGUACUGUGAGCACAUGGCUGUGGUGAAGAUGGCUACUGGUAACACUCAGGUGAACAGAAUAUAUGGAAUCUUGGUGGCCCUUUCAGUGACAAUAUUUGACCUUGGNCUCAUAGUCACAUCCUACAUAAAAAUUCUCCAGGCAGUAUUUCGGCUCUCUUCUCAGAAUGCCCGCUCUAAAGCCUUGGACACCUGUGUUGCCCAUGUGUGCACCAUUCUUGCCUUCUAUACACCUGCAUUGUUCAGUUUCCUAACUCAUCGUUUUGGCAAGAAUGUGCCUGCAAAUAUCCACAUAAUCUUUGCAAUCCUUUACCUGUUAGUGUCCCCCACUGUCAAUCCCUUGGUGUAUGAUGCUAAGACCAAACAGAUUCGUGGUAAGUCUUCUUUUUUCUCAAGAACAAAAAAUUUGAGUACUAAAACAAAUUGAUAAAAUUUUUGUUGGAGGAAUGCUGUUUUAAUGUAGUAGUGUAAUAGCCCUAUUUGCCACUUUUCCCUCA